Molecule: messenger RNA, 897 nt
Organism: Knipowitschia caucasica
Lineage: Eukaryota; Metazoa; Chordata; Actinopteri; Gobiiformes; Gobiidae
Source: the annotation of a GenBank genome assembly
AUGCCAGAGACGAUGGUGCACAGUAAUUACCGGCACCUUGCGUACCGGAAUGUGGCUGCAGGGAAAUCGCACCUGGCCAUAGUGCAGCGCGUGAACAAGGAGGGGGAGAAGGGCGGACCCGUUCGAAAACCGAACCGACAAUCGCCACAAAGCGCCGCGUUUUCGCAUCACGAGCCGCAAGCAAGCAUAGGACCUUUUCCAUUUUCCAAACGCAACGAAACCGACGAUGAAGAGGUGGAAAAAGCGCUCACGGUGGAGAAGAUCCUUCUGCGUCUCAUCAAACAUCCCAGUGUUCUGCAGGAGCUCAAGUUCGACGACAAAAACAAACAUGCGCCGCAGCAUUUCCUGUUCCAGAGAAACAAACCGGUGGAUUACUUCAUCCUCGUCCUGCAGGGUCGUGUGGAGGUGGAAUUUGGAAAAGAAGCCUUAAAGUUUGAGAGCGGUGCUUUCUCAUAUUUUGGUGUUCCUGCAAUAAUGCCAUCAGUCCACAGGUCUCCGUCCCGCAGCAGUGGUCUGGACCGGUCUGACUCCAUGUUGUACGGUGGGAGUCUGGGGCAGCUGAACGGAGGCUCGAACCUGUACUUACCCGACUACUCUGUCAGACAACUCACUCACCUCCAGGUUAUCAAGAUCAGCCGCAGUCACUACCAGAACGCUCUGGCCGCGUCCCGGAUGGACCAUUCCCCCCAGAGUCCAGAUCCAGAUGGGACGAGCCCCCACCCUGAGGCCCCGCCCCCUGACAACAUGAGCAGACUCCUCCCCCCUGACCACACCCCUGACACCAUGAGCAGACUCCUCCCCCCUGACCACACCCCUGACAACAUGAGCAGACUCCUCCCCCCUGACCACACCCCUGACAACAUGAGCAGACUCCUCCCCCCUGACCCAUGCCCCUGA